This is a messenger RNA of Sycon ciliatum, 594 nucleotides long. Its product is annotated as nucleolar transcription factor 1-like. The coding region runs from base 1 to 594 and encodes 197 amino acids. The transcript is spliced from 2 exons. The record is from RefSeq and is a predicted model, not a curated record. Lineage: Eukaryota; Metazoa; Porifera; Calcarea; Leucosolenida; Sycettidae.
AUGGCGACAGUUUUGGCAGAGUUGACUGACAACCCUAGGUCCGCAAGAUCUAGAGCAAGCACUGAAAGUACCUUGUUGACGGCACCGACAGCUUCAUUUGGCGACCUUCUACUGGCAUACAGCGUCAUGUCAUCCGCGAACAUCGGCAGCUUGCAGGAAAGAGCAUCAGCUAGACCUCGGAGGGCAACAGAAAACUACUCCACAGAGAUUCAUGCCAGAAACGGCCAAGGACCGCCCGUUGCGGACAGUAACAACAGGAGGAGGGUCGAGCAGUAUCAUGAGUCAUUGAGUGAAGCGGAUCUGGAGGAACAACUCCGGUCACGGGACGAGCAGCUAGCAAAUGGGAGACAAGUGAUCUGUACAGAAACGGAGGAUGAGACGGAUGAUCAGUGGAUGGAGGGGGAAUUGGAUGAUGAAGCGGUUGGUGAAGAGACAGAGGACGAGGCAGAUGAUGGUAGUGAGGAUGAUCGUGAGGAUGACGAGUGGAACGAGGAAGAGGACGAUGAGAUGGACGAGGAGGAGUCGGAUGGGAGAGAGCGAGAUGAGGCGGAUGAAUGUGUUGAUCGUAAGAAGUCGGCUGUGUAUCUACACUAA